This is a messenger RNA of Juglans microcarpa x Juglans regia, 627 nucleotides long. RefSeq lists its product as uncharacterized. The transcript is spliced from 2 exons. Gene Ontology annotation, molecular function: RNA-DNA hybrid ribonuclease activity; nucleic acid binding. The record is from RefSeq and is a predicted model, not a curated record. Bases 1 to 627 code for a protein of 208 amino acids. Lineage: Eukaryota; Viridiplantae; Streptophyta; Magnoliopsida; Fagales; Juglandaceae.
AUGUGCCCAAUAUGUUUGAGAGAAGAGGAAUCUGUCAUGCAUGCCAUAUGGGAAUGCCCAGCUGCUACUGAUGUUUGGGCUGAGCAAGGCAGUCCUGUACAGAAGUGGAGUGUAGGGGUGAAGAGUUUCUACCAACUGUGGGAGGAGGUGCAUAGUAAACUCACAGCAGAAAAUGUAGAAAAAAUGGUUUUUAUUUUGAGGAACAUAUGGUAUAGAAGGAAUAUGGUGGUUUUUGAUAAUAAAUUCUUGAACCCGGCUAGCAUUGUACAAAUGUCUUUAUCAGGUUAUGAAGAUUUAAAACUGGCUCGAGAAAGGAAGGGGGAAGAUGCUUUUCAGGCUGAUGAUAAUGCUAGUACUAGUAGAGGCAGGGGAUGGAAGAAACCAGAAGGCCAGCUGCUUAAAAGAUUGCAGAGGGGAGGUUUAUGCUGCAGCAUGUCUUACAAGAGAGGCGAGCUAUGGGCCUUUAGGGCUGAAUGUAUUGCUACGUGGGAAGCUAUGGUUCUUUGUGAAGAAUUGGGUUUAGGUGAGGUCAUCUUUGAAGGUGAUGCAAAGAGUGUCAUUGAUGCAGUGAGCAGUGGUGAGAAGGAUGACUCUAGCUACGGUCACUUGGUUGAGAAUUUGCAGUAG